Molecule: messenger RNA, 1002 nt
Organism: Effrenium voratum
Lineage: Eukaryota; Dinophyceae; Suessiales; Symbiodiniaceae
Source: the annotation of a GenBank genome assembly
AUGGAUGAUGAUGAUGAGGAAGAGCAUUUGUUGAGGCAAAGAAGAAGGCCCGCGUCAGAGGAAGAUGUAGCGGUGGGAAAAGAAGUUUCGCAGAUUUCAAUCUCCAGCCACUUGAGCAGCCAAUCACUGCUCGUAAACCCCUCGGAGGUGAAGCAAGGAAAGGUGCUUUGCAGCACUUUGAAGAGCACAGUCUGUGUUGCCUUAUGGCAGGGCCAGCAGGUUGCGGUCAAGCAGCUCAAAACCCAGGAUGAGGAGGACUUGGUGGCGGAGCUGUUGCAUGAGAUUCAUGUCCUGAGCGCCCUGCAGCAUCCUUGCCUGGUGAAACUCGUGGGUGCCAACCUUGACAAAGAGGGCCCCUUUAUGCUCACUGAGUACAUGGAGCAUCGCGAUGUUGAGACCUACAUGCAGCAGCAGCGGCAGAAUGCGGAGGAUCCCUACUACAAGCCCAGCUUCGAAGUGGCCAUGGGCUGGGCCUUGAACACCGGACAGGCCUUGGAGUACCUCCAUGGCCUGCCGUGUCCCAUCAUCCAUCGCGACCUGAAGCCGUUGAACCUCUUUUUGACCAAGCAUUUGCACGUCAAGGUGGGAGACUUUGGCAUCAGCAAGGUCAUGCCCUCGACUUCCACUAGGGUCAAAAUGACCGGCGGCGUCGGCAGCUGGAGGUACAUGGCACCAGAGGUGGCCCGCCACGAAGCUUACACGGAGAAGGCGGACAUCUACGCCUACGCGCUGAUUCUGUACUUCAUCUUUUCCGGGAGGCAGCCCUUCCACGCCUGGGAUGACUUGGAGGACGUUUUGAAGGCCUUCAUCCGGGGUGAGGAGCCUCGCCCGGACCUCUCGGUGCGGAUGGGCCGCGAGCUGCGCAGCUUCCUGCCGGAGGUCUGGGAUGACGCAGCCUGUCGACCCUCCGCGGCAGAGUGCCUGCUACGCCUGUCGGACAUGAAGGCGCCAUCUCUGCGCGAGAGUGUGGCAGACUGUCUGUGCCUGAGAUGCCUCCGCUGA